AAACUCUAGUUGUAUUAAAUAAAGCGACUAGGUGACGUGUCGAGGCCUGCGCGACUGCGUUUGCCACGUCUCCGCCGCCUCCUCCGAUUCUUUUACCCUAACUAAAUUUGCCGAUGUUGUCACUCAUCACCGAAGAAUGGCCGCCGAAACUAGCAUCAGGAAGCUCCCAUCUCUCUCCGGCCUCCGUCACCGACGUAAUCCACUGGAAGAUAAUCCCUACUUCCACCCCUCCAAUGGCUUCUACAUCACUCCUUCUGACGUCAUCCUCGCCCAGGUCGCCUACGACCACUCCGCCCACUCCCAAUCACGCGUGGCCUACCACAGGGCUGGGCCUCGCCGUGAGAUCAUGUACGAGCCAUCAGCUGUCAAGGCGGCGAUCGUUACGUGCGGUGGGCUGUGCCCUGGCAUGAACACAGUCAUAAGAGAACUCGUGGUGGGUCUUUGGGAGCUGUACGGUGUGAGAGAGAUAUAUGGGAUACCAGCUGGUUACAGAGGCUUUUAUUCCAUGAAAGCCGUCAAGUUAGAUCCCAAGGCGGUUCAUGAUUGGCACAAGAAGGGUGGCACUGUCCUCGCCACUUCUCGAGGUGGCUUCCAUCUCCAAAAGAUCGUCGAUGCCAUUCAUCUCAACGGUUAUAACCAGGUGUAUAUAAUAGGAGGAGACGGCACAAUGCGUGGGGCUGUUGAGAUCUUCAAGGAAAUCAGCCUCAGGAAACUGGAGGUGGGAAUCACGGUUAUUCCCAAAACCGUAGACAACGAUGUCGGCAUCAUUGAUAGAUCAUUUGGCUUUCAAACGGCUGUAGAGAUGGCUCAGGAGGCUAUAUCUGCUGCUCACGUGGAGGCCGAGAGUGCAGUCAAUGGCAUUGGACUUGUGAAGCUUAUGGGCAGAAGUACUGGUCACAUUGCUCUACAUGCCACUCUUAGCAGCCGUGAUGUGGACUGUUGUUUGAUCCCUGAGAUGGACUUCUACCUUGAAGGCAAAGGUGGGCUCUUUGAGUUUUUGGAGAAGAGACUAAAAGAACGUGGGCAUGCUGUUCUUGUUGUGGCUGAAGGGGCAGGUCAAGAGAUGAUCCCAAGAAAUGAAUCACAGAAACAAGAGAGGGAUGAAUCUGGCAACGCAGUUUUCUUGGAUGUGGGAGUCUGGUUUAAGUCCGUGCUCAAGGCCUGGUGGGAGCGAGAGCAUCCAGACGAGCUCUUCACUGUCAAGUAUAUCGAUCCGACUUACAUGAUAAGAGCUGUACCUGCAAAUGCUACGGAUAACUUGUAUUGUACACUCUUGGCCCACUCGGCUAUCCAUGGAGUCAUGGCUGGUUACACAGGGUUCGUCCCUGGCCCGAUCAAUGGGAACUAUGCUUAUAUCCCCUUAGAGGAGGUGGCACAGACUAAGAACCAAGUAAACACGCGUGACCACAAGUGGGCCUGGGUGCGCUCAGUCACAAACCAGCCUGAUUUUGAAACGAACGUUAAGGGUUAAUCACCCUGAGAACGAGCGUGAGGCGAAAAUCUUGUAAGCAAGUAAUAAUCUUAUUAUGUAUACAAUGAAACUAUCAAGGCAAUCUUAUGUCCUUAUCUAAAUAACAGUAAUUGUCAACAAGGGAACAAUGCUUGAUUUCUAGGAAAAAAAAGGUUGAAACAAAGUAUGUGAUCCUUGAACCUAUUUAUCCUAAUAAGCACAUUACUACAUAUUAUCCCAUGGCUCAUGCUUGUUGCUGAACCGUUUUCUUAAGCACAUAAGAGAGAGUGGUUGAGCA
This is a messenger RNA of Arabidopsis thaliana (thale cress), 1748 nucleotides long. RefSeq names its product phosphofructokinase 2 (gene PFK2). The record is from RefSeq and is marked reviewed. Lineage: Eukaryota; Viridiplantae; Streptophyta; Magnoliopsida; Brassicales; Brassicaceae. Gene Ontology annotation, cellular component: cytoplasm. Gene Ontology annotation, molecular function: 6-phosphofructokinase activity; ATP binding. Gene Ontology annotation, biological process: glycolytic process; glycolytic process through fructose-6-phosphate; fructose 6-phosphate metabolic process. The transcript has 2 exons. The coding region runs from base 137 to 1471 and encodes 444 amino acids.